Molecule: messenger RNA, 363 nt
Organism: Penicillium macrosclerotiorum
Lineage: Eukaryota; Fungi; Ascomycota; Eurotiomycetes; Eurotiales; Aspergillaceae
Exons: 1
Coding region: 1-363 (120 amino acids)
Source: RefSeq, a predicted model, not a curated record
AUGGCGCUACGGGGGGCGUGGCUUCCACCUGCAAAGGUCCACCAAUGGCUGACGGGCUGGAUCCGGAGCGGCACGCAUCUAGGCCAAUUUACCGAGACUUUUCCAAACGAAUCUGACUCGCCCCCCCAGAUCUGGUUGGACUCAGUCAUCUCGCUCUCACUCUCACGAUGGCGAGAGAUAGAGCCUCAGGCACCGGUGGAUGCGAUCCACUACGCAGCCACCGUUCCCUCGACCCCCUCUUCCCUUGGGACGCUGGGACUGGAGUGGGCUCGGAACCAGGAAGUAUACGGAGUGCUCGGUGCAAAAAGAGCCAACAUCCUUCCCUUCACACAUCGUCUCUCCCUCUCUCCCAAGGCCGAAUGA